This is a messenger RNA of Colossoma macropomum (tambaqui), 4522 nucleotides long. RefSeq names its product forkhead box O3b (gene foxo3b). Lineage: Eukaryota; Metazoa; Chordata; Actinopteri; Characiformes; Serrasalmidae. Gene Ontology annotation, cellular component: mitochondrial matrix; nucleus. The transcript has 3 exons. The record is from RefSeq and is a predicted model, not a curated record. Gene Ontology annotation, molecular function: DNA-binding transcription factor activity, RNA polymerase II-specific; RNA polymerase II cis-regulatory region sequence-specific DNA binding. Gene Ontology annotation, biological process: regulation of transcription by RNA polymerase II. The coding region runs from base 48 to 1985 and encodes 645 amino acids.
AAGACCUUCGUGACUCUCUCUAUCUAUACAGACCCCGGAGCUCCUCGAUGGCGGACGCGGCUUCCCCGGAGCCCACUCUGGAUGUGGCCAUCGACCCAGACUUCGAGCCCCAGAAGCGGCCGAGGUCGUGCACGUGGCCGCUGCCUGAGUCCGUCUCGGUCAAGCCCGUAGCUGCCGAUACGGACAUCAUUCCAGAGGAGGAGGAUGAUGAGGAGGAUGGAGGCGCGAUGGCCGUCAACGCGAGCAGCAGCGACGGCGCGAGCAGCCCCGGUGCACCACCGGAGGCAAGCGCGAACGGAGGUCCGGCAACGCAGGGGGUGCAGCAGCAGGAGCAGCAGCAGCAGCAAGCGGGGCAGCAGGGGCAACAGACGACCCCGCGCAAGUCGUCUUCUCGCCGGAACGCGUGGGGCAACCUGUCAUACGCGGACCUGAUCACCAAAGCCAUCGAGAGCGCGCCAGACAAGAGGCUGACUCUGUCCCAGAUCUACGACUGGAUGGUCAGGAGCGUGCCCUACUUCAAAGACAAAGGGGACAGCAACAGCUCUGCUGGCUGGAAGAAUUCCAUCCGGCACAACUUGUCCCUGCAUAGCCGUUUUGUCCGUGUUCAGAACGAAGGAACUGGAAAGAGCUCCUGGUGGAUGAUAAAUCCUGAAGGGGGGCGAGGAGGCAAGGCACCACGUCGUCGUGCUGUCUCCAUGGACAAUGGAAACAAGUACACCAAGAGUGCCCGAGGACGUGCAGCUAAGAAGAAGGCAGCAUUACAGGCUACCCAGGAGGGCUCACUAGAGAAUGUGUCCACAGGAGGGUUAUCCAAGUGGCCAGGAAGUCCAACAUCACGCAGCAGUGAUGAACUAGAUUCUUGUUGGACUGACUUUCGUUCACGAACUAACUCCAAUGCUAGCACAAUAAGUGGCCGUCUGUCACCCAUCCUGGCCAACCCAGAGUUAGAUGAAGUUCCAGAUGAUGAGGUUCCACCUCUCUCCCCAAUGCUCUACUCCAGUCCUAGCAGCCUCUCUCCUCCCUCUUCAUCCUCCUCAAACUCCAAACCAUGCCCAGCUGAGCUUCCACGACUAGGCACCAUGAAUCUCAAUGAUGGUCUUACUGAUAACCUCAUGGACGAUCUGUUGGACAACAUAACUCUUGCUCAAUCAGCACAGGUUGGUCAAGGGGGUUCUGCUUUCAGUUUUGGAAGCAGCAAUUCAUCUCCAAGCUCCUCUUCUUCUUCACCAAGUGGAGGGAGUAACGGCGGAGGAUUUGGUAAUUCCAUUUUUGGGCCCUCCAGCACAGGACUACGCCAGACACCCAUGCAGACCAUCCAGGAGAACAAGCAAGCAUCAUUCUCAAGCAUUUCUCACUUUGGGAAUGCUACACUUCAGGAGCUGCUGAACUCAGACUCACUAGGCUCCCACAGCCACAGUGAUGUCAUGAUGACACAGUCUGACCCACUUAUAUCACAAACCAGCGCAGCUGUCACUUCUCAGAACUCCCGCCUCCGCAAUGGCCUCAUGCUGCCCAACGAUCCCAUGAUGUCAUCGUUUAGUUCUGGACUCAAAGGUCAGAACAGCCUUCUCCAGAACAACCGACACCAUCAACGUUCCAGCACCCAGGGCUUGUUGCACUCACUCCCCAAAAACAGCCUCCCAAGCCUGGCCAAUGAUGCUAAUAACAUAGCCUCUGCCAAGCAGCAUCUUCAGCAGCAGUCCAUGCUGCUGAGUGAGACUUCUCUUUACUCUGGGCUGAAUGGAGGCAGUGGAAUGGGGAUUGGUCUCUCUUCAGGGACAGAUCGCUUUCCUUCAGACUUGGACUUAGACAUUUUCAACGGGAGUCUCGACUGUGACGUGGAUUCCAUAAUCCGCUCAGACCUGAUGGAUUCUGAUGGACUGGAUUUUAACUUUGAUGCUUUGGUGCAAAAUGCAGUCAACCUCAACCCUGUUGGCAACUUCAAUGGGACAAAGCAGUCCAGUCAAAGCUGGGUGCCUGGCUGAGAGUUGUCACAAAGGCCCAGAACUGCAGUGCAAAAAAUACACGAACAAAAUUCCAUCCAACACAGACUCUCGCCCUCCAUUGCCAAGCCUGCCAUCAGCACAAACAAGCACUGGAUCAUAUGCCUGUUUACAGACUACAACUCUGGAGAAUCUUACCUUCAGUCCAGCAAACACACCAUCAUGAAAGAAUGACUGCAAAGACCCACAUAGAAGUACCAGCCAGCUUACAGAUCCCCUACAGGCAAAGAAGAAAACUUCAAUCAGUGAUGAAAUUGUUUUACCACAGUAAAACAAAACUUUGUCUAGCUACAAAAUGUGUUUUGGAUGGAUGAAAAGUAAUGAGUCAAGACAGAAUUUGAAAAAAUGAGUUGUAUCUGUCAAAAACUAGUUUCUUACUCUGUAUUCAAUACUUUCUACCACUUCUUUUCUUGUUAAUUGUCACAUGCUUGGUCAAUAGUGUCAUCCUCCAAGCACUCACAGUAUAAUUAUUAAUCAAAAUGGUCAAAAAAUAAGAAGACAAAAUCACAUUAAUCUUUAUACCCCAUAACCUUGCAAAUUUCAAAACUAACACUCAGGUGGAGUAAUAUCUUGAAUUGGUGCACUUCAGGUUCUGUCUACAUUUUGAAUAUUGUUAGCAGCAUAAUCACUCUCAAAUUUAAAGUAGUAACCUAACACCAAUACUGAAGUAAAACCUUAUUGUAGCACAAUAUAAUAGGACAAAUUACUUUUGUUUGUGUGUACUGUAUGUAACUAUAAAAAGAAGAAAGAAAAGGUAAUAAGUUCUGGAUUUCUUGUCCAUGCUUCUAAAAUGAGAGCUCAGCUGGUGGAAGAAUGCUUUUUAGCCAGCAAAGCAAUGUGGGAUCUUUGGCAUAUAAAUGUAGCCAAAUUAAUGAAUAAAACUUGGAUUGUGAACAUUUCCAUGCCAUACUGGGUGCUAAAUAAUCAGUGUUGAGCCUUGUCCUUGAUUGAGGCCAUGUGUGUUUACAAGGCUUGAAGGACAGAGCAUUAACAGUUAGCAUUAGCAAUUAGCAUAUGGCAGCAUUCAGUGGUGGGUAGGCCUUCCCUCUGGAAGCCAUCUUUACUGAGCAAAAACAAUAAGCUAUCUUUUGUAUAUUUGCCAAAUUACUUGAACAUUUAGGAGAUGCUGGUAGCCAAAAUUAAGAGAAAACAUACAGAGUUGAAUUUAGGGACUACCUGUCUCUAUAUGCAAACUACAUCACCAUGGCUCAGGGGUGAAAGGGGUCACCAUGACAACAUCAGGGCCCCCAUUGAGAUCUACAACUGCAACCUGGUUGUACAAUUUGUUUGUAAGAUAAAAAAAAGUGUUGCGGUAUGUGAACAUUUAUACAUCGUGCAACAACAAGGCAAGAGUAUGAAACAACAGGAAAUAAUUUUGUUGCUGUUUUUUUCUUUUUUCCAGAGAGGGGUUGGGGCCAGGGAUUGUGGUUUUGCCUCUCCAUUGAGAUUUUUUUCUUUGUUUGUUUCAGAAAGCUCACCUAAUAUCAAAAUUGUGUAAAACCGUCUUUCUCCCUCAGGAGUUACCCUCCACUGCGUACAUCCAUGUAUGCAUGUAACUGUGCAUAUGCAUUGUGUGAAACGCGUAUAUAUGUAUACAUCCUGCUUAAAUUCAUGUAAUGUUGUGAUGAUGCAGUACCAGUUAUUUUUUGAAGGUUGAUGUUUUGAUGAGAAUAGUAUGGGCCUACUUGUUAAAGGGGUCUGGACCACUCAUAGGGAGGUCUCUUUCAAUCCCAGACUGUAAAAUAUUCAGAAACUUCCUUCAUUAGUAGCUUUGAAGCCAGAGUAGCCUCUAAGCGUACAAGCUAGAGGCUGAAUGCUGCAUAAGUGUUGUGGGAAUGGAUAGUGUGUGCAUGGCUGGCAAUACAAUCUUACAGUGCCAUCAGGGGUUUACAGCAUGAUCCCGCACCCUAACUUUGCUGCUCAGUUCAUAAUCUUCUAAUAAACAGACACACACCCAGUAAUGAUCUCAUGGAGUAUGGUCAAACCCACAGAAAAAGCUGACAUCUCAUAAUGCAAGGAGUAACUGACAUAUUGUUUGGGAAAUCCUUCAUAGAGGACAACAGCACUUAGAGACACCUAGAAUACCCCAAAACAAUCCAUAUUUUUAUGACCCUUUAUUAUUCAAGCUAGCCUUGCAUGCCUCCCUUCUUCCCCUCUUUCUCCGCAGAAAAACACCCUAAUAAUUUAUAGACCACCUCAAUAUUUUCAAUAGAAAUGAGGCAAGAGUGCUUGUCUCACUAUUGCAACCCAGCUUUCAUAUCCUCAUAAAUCAAAGGUGUUAUAUACCCAUGCUGAGAAUCAGCAAUAUGAGUACCACUAUUCUAAUCUUUUUUCCCCCCAUCUAUAGCCUCUUUCUAUGUCUCCCACCCAUUAUCUUGGCCCCUUGACCUCUUGAUCCUGUAGUAAUGGCUUCUCUUCUUGAUGUUAGUGGGUAUUUUCUUCCUGUGUAUUCCAUUUUGAAUUGUAAUCUAGUUUGUAUAAGAAAUGGUGCGCAUGUAAAUAAAGCUUGUUGAGCUGAA